CAGGCUUCAUUCCCUAAACCAUCCAGGUCGAUUUUGGAUGAAGUGACCUCUGCGUUCGCUAAGUUCAUCAGCAGUUUUAAAGAACUUAACAAUACUGAUUCCGAGGAUGAGUCCUGCUCGCGGACUCAGGUUGACCAGCAGAAUGAAUGUUGUGAAGCCACUAGGACCAAACUGCCCUAUCAAAAAGAACUUUCCAACGCCCUUCACAAGAUCGGUUUGAGUAUGAAGGAGUAUGAAGAAGUAAUGCAGAACAUCCAAAGUGAGAAUCAUACGAAUCAACAUCUGUCGGAAUUGGCUGGACCAAAGGAGGAUGUCCCAGAAAGUGUCACGAAAAGUUGUGAAACUGUGUCAGGUUCUCUAACUGUCCUACAUUCCAACUUUGUACCGACGCAUAACCGGACUCUCUGCGCCGACAUUUUACUGAACGUGACCAAGUGGGAGAGUGAGCAUCGGGACAUUGGAGAGUCCAGUUCAAGCGGUCGAUGGUGGGACGUUCCGAAGCCAACGAACUUGGAAGAUUUUAAUGCGGAACCAGUGAGAAAGGCAGACAAAAUGAAUAUCGUGGAGUUGGAUCAACAGCUAGAAAAACAGUUAAGAAAGGAAAGUGAAGAAGUUCAAAGGCGCAUAGAAGAACUCGAAAAAGCUCGCGUUGAGGAAAUUGAACGACUGGGACGAAUUAGAAGAUUGGCCGAGUACAGUGGUAACUCCAUGGACAAAGGCUGCACGGAAGACCCUUUCCCAGUAGCAAUACGCAAUUCGCCUUUAGAACCCACGAUCCCGACGGCAGCAAUCGCUCAGCCCAAGUCCAACACUACCGUUGGUAACACGCUCCAUGACAAUGCUGAUGGACGAACACCACGUUGCGCAACCUUGGAAGCCUCAACAAGACUAUCUACAGGCAGACCUGAAGACGCUGUGAAAGAAGCAUACCGAGGAACGUCACACCGCCCUAUGUCUACUCCCUCCGCUACAUCGUCGACGAUUGAACAUAUCUGUGGAAAAUCUGCAUCUCGAAAUCCAGAUGACUGGGGUCCUCUAGCUUAUCUUGCGCUGAUACCACGGAGGGCCUCUGACUCGGCAACUCUGAGGAAUUACUCCGAUAUGAAAUUACUGACCAACACUACAUGUGACCAAACGAGAAUGAAACAGCAAGUGGAUUCCCAGCUGGCUUGUGCACCAUGCGAAACUACCGAACCACCCGUUUUCAAGUGUAUGACAACCCCCACGGUAAACGGUCUGACCAUAAAUCCGCCCAAUCCCGAAUUGCCAAAGUUGGAGCACUGUGGCACAUUGCAUGGGGAAGAAGCCGAGGGAAGAUUCGAUCAUGUGCUCAAAGCAACUUUGAAGGUAACGGUGAAUACCGCGGCCAUUGAGCACAACGGCACACCCGAUGUGAAACACGCACUAUGUUCAAGUGUUGACAAGAGUUCCGCAUCCACAUCACGCAGUAGAACGGAGGAAGAGCUCUUCCCUGCAGUAACCAGUCCCCACGUAUUGCCGUUCACUCCUGAAGGAGAACAUUGUGGAAGGCCAAGUGAGGAGGUUGAAGACGAUUUCUGGGCAGCUCCAGUUCCCACAGAAUGUGCGAGUGACACCUCGGCUGUCGUCGUUACGGAGGCCUCAGCGCAGUGUCCUCUCGAACAGAACACGUCUGCAAAAACGAGUACUGCUUCCUCCGAAAAACCAACGGAAAGAGAAGAAGCGUUGAUGGAAGAAUGGUGCAUUUACAACAAAUCAACAUACCGUCUUUUGAUAAGACGGGCACAACGGCUGAAACCCUCUAAACACAAACGACAAGGAGUCGAUGGCCAAGACAAACCGCAGUUACCAAUGACUUUGAAUGGACAGUGCUCUCGCGGGAAGUGUCCUACUCGUUCCACCAGCAGCCGGUCCUCUUGGUCCCGCCCAAACGCUGAAAGAAUUGAAUACCAGCUACCGCGUUGCAGCGGAGCUAGUACAGCGGAAGAAUCACACACAAGACUGAGUCCGAAUUUAAAGGACUGGGGCUACCGAGAAAGGCCCAGAGGAAACCUCAGGCGACAUCUUAAGCUUCCAAGAGUUACCGUGUAUCCAGAUAAAUUACCCCCACAAAUUUCAAACCAGACAGGAUGGGGAUCACUAACGUACAACCGACCUCUCCCAAGUGAUGCUUUCCAGGCUUUUUUGCAUGUCAUGGUAAAUCAAAAUGUCUCGAUCUCAUCCCCAUUUUAUAAUCCAUCGUAACUGUGUAUAUGUGCACAACUACGGCCGAUCAAACUUGCUGCAUGCCUUUGUUCUUUCACGCGCACAAGCAUGAAGUGAAGUUAGACACCUGCACAUCCCCCCCCCACGACGGGAACAAUUUUUGACGUCUUUUUUGUUUGCUUACCGUAAUCUGGUGACAUUUUUGACAUCUCUGUGAAGGAAAAUCUACUGUGUACAGUUUGUAUUGCUACUGUUAUACCAUUCAAACCAGAAUGAACGAAUACGUCGG
Molecule: messenger RNA, 2473 nt
Organism: Dicrocoelium dendriticum
Lineage: Eukaryota; Metazoa; Platyhelminthes; Trematoda; Plagiorchiida; Dicrocoeliidae
Source: the annotation of a GenBank genome assembly